Molecule: messenger RNA, 1776 nt
Organism: Apiotrichum porosum
Lineage: Eukaryota; Fungi; Basidiomycota; Tremellomycetes; Trichosporonales; Trichosporonaceae
Exons: 1
Coding region: 1-1776 (591 amino acids)
Biological process (GO): negative regulation of cell population proliferation; negative regulation of mitotic cell cycle
Cellular component (GO): cytoplasm; nucleus
Source: RefSeq, a predicted model, not a curated record
AUGGACCCACCCGACCUCGCGGCUCUUGUGCUGUCCCCCAAGGGUGCCUUCAACCGCACACCCCCUAGGCCAAACUCGCCAGCUCUUGCAGGCAACAACAAUGUUGCGACUCCUGCUGGCAGCUGCCGCACGCCCGUCGAUGCCACACCUGGCCCAGCGGCCUUGCAGCUCGACAUGAGCAUUGGUUCAGCCGUGUCUGCCCUUGUCCACCACUUGGUCCAGCCCCUCGCGGUCCACUACCCACACACCACGCUCAUGUCGCUCCGUAAGCAGCUGUCGUCUGUUUUGACCGCCGCAUACACCCCCCUGUGGAACGAGAGCAACCCCCACUCGGGCUCGGGAUCACGCUCCCUCAUCUCCGACCACCUCCUCGGCCUCCCUGCCAUCCUGGUCAAGGCCGCAGGUACCGAGAUUGAUCCCAGGGUCUGGGCCAAGGCCAUCGCGUCCGGUCGUCGUCGCAAGCCCGAGAACGACGACGAAGAGCGCGAGUGGGAAGUCUGGUGCGACCCAGGCAUGGUCGUGUGGCGAUGGGGAGGCUGGAGCUGGGACGAAGCGGAAUUUGACCCGAUCAAGCGCUCGCGUGGUGAGUUGCAGACAAGGAGGCCCGGGCAAAAAAUAAAAGUUGCCGAGAAUGGUUGGGGACUGCUGCUGACGCACUCUUGCAGAGUCUUACCAGGUUAUCUGGCAAGCGGCACCCACGGCCGCUCCGAGGUGACCAGCCCGCUGGCUACGACGACCCCGCUUCGCCCGUCCAAGGCGAUCCCGAUCCGGGCACCAUCCCUCCUCGCCAUGGCUGCUCCGGCCACCCCGUCUCCGGCACCGAGUCCUGGUCCCGGAGCCGCCCUCGCCGCCGCCGCCGCCGAGAUGGCCACUUCGCCUACGAGCAUGACCACCCCGUCUGCCCCGAGCCUCCUCCCGGCCGCCGAGUUUUCGCCCCUCCAGCCUCUUUCGGCGCUCUCGGCGCUCGGGCACGGUCGUCCUGGCUCGAUCGAUUUCCGCAGCCACUCGCGCAACGGUUCGCGCAGCGUGUCCCAGCCGCUGCCGUACGCGCACCUCCAGCCCCAGCCGCAGGUGUUCCGUGCCGCGCACAAGGGCACCGAGAGCACGAGCUCGCACUCGUCCGACACGAGCGACACCAACUCCAACUCGCACACCCAGCUCCUCACGCCGGCGUCGCGUCCUGGAUCUGCCGACCUCUUUCCCGAGGACAAGCGCCGCGCCUCGCGCGAGUGCACCCCGGAGAUGGACGAGCGCAAGGGCUCCGAGUCGGCCCCGACCACCCCUCUGAACGCGACCUCUGCCGCCAACGCCACUGUCACCCCAUACGACGGCGGCAACGUCACUGUUCUCGGCGGCGGCACCAAGCUCGGCGGCUCGCGCCCGUUGUCCUCUGUCUCGUCCCGCGGUGACCGUACCCGCUCGCCAUCCGUCUCCAUUGCCUCGCGCGCCCUUGCGACCGCCGUCGGCCCGAACUCGAACGGCGGCGGCGGCAACGCUGGCGCCCAGCCCGCGUCCCCGCGCAAGGCCCGCACCCGCCGCCGCAUCAUCCCCACCCACAUUGGCUACUUUGGCCAACCGGGUGUCGGUGCCCCGAUGAUGGGCGCGUUCGGCAUGCAGCCCAUCAAGACUGGCCAGCCGGGCGGAUACUGGGCCGCCGGCGCCGGCAGCGGCGGCGGUGCGCCUGUCGGCGUCGGUGUGGGCGUCGCCCCGCCCCCCGUCGGUGGACUGGGCAUGGCCGCGCAGAUUGGCGUGCCCAUGGGCGUCAAGCGGGCCUGA